UGACACCUGUCUCCCUGCUGUAAUACAGACGGACGAAGCACGAGUGUCUUCAUCUUGGAAAUAAUCGAUAAAACAGCGGCAUAUCUCAGCUCUGAACUCCAUCAGGAGGUCGUGUGCCCUCACUGCUUCGUCAUGGCGCCCGCUGCUCGUGCUGUUGGAGGCUUUUAUUGGUGAAACAUCAAGAAAUAAAGGUGACCCGUCGCCUCCACAGAUGUGGCCGCUACCUCUGCUGAGACUGCUGUUCAUGAACCGCGAGGACGCGCUGAUCGAGCGGCUGCGGCUCGGCCUGGAGGGAUGACAGGACUGUGGCGGACCAACAUGGAGACAGGGGAGACGCGCGUCCACGUGGAUUCUCCUCUUUAGACCCCCUCAGGACACGGACUCAAACCUAUGUUCAUAUUUUUUUCACUCAGAGCUGUUUUGUUAGUUUUCGUGAAGCCAUACUCGAGUCAGGAUGAGCUCGGAGGGUUUUCAGUACCGAGCGCUCUACGACUACAAGAAGGAGAGGGAGGAGGACAUUGACCUGCACGUCGGGGACAUGCUGCUGGUCACUAAGGGGGCGCUGCUGGCGCUCGGCUGCACCAACGGAGCCGAAGAACGGCCGUCGGAGAUCGGCUGGCUGCCGGGCUUCAACGAAACCACACAGGAAAAAGGCGACUUCCCGGGAACGUAUGUGGAGUUUGUCGGCAGGAAGCGGAUGUCUCCGCCCACCCCGAAGCCCCGCCCACCCAGGCCCCCAUCUGCAGCAUCGGUGAGGGCCGACUCGGAGUCAGAGGGUCUCCUGCUGCCGGACCUCCCCGAGCAGUUCGGACCCCCGGACACGGCCCCGCCCCUCCUCAGCAGACUGAUGGAGGCCAUAGAGACCAAAGGUUUGGACAGCCCCGGCGUGUAUCGCAGCCUCAGCGGCGGCGGCGUGGACACGCAGCAGCUCGCAGACGCAGACCUGGAGCAGCUGGAGGUGCCGUCCCUGUGUGACGGGGUGGUCCGGUUCCUGCAGGAUCUCCCCGCUCCCGUCCUGCCAGCCUCGCUGCAGGCCGACAUGAUCCACGCCGUUCAAGAGGUCAGAGACCUAGAGGAGUGCGCCCAGUUGCUGCGGAGCGUGGCCAGCUCGCCAACUUGCCCCGCCCAGUACGGGCUGACCUUGCUCAGCGUGGUUAGACACCUGGCCCGACUGUGCCUGCACGGCUCCAGGAACCAGCUGAGCCCCCGAAACCUCGCCGAGAGCUUCAGCCCGCUGCUGUUCAGACAGACAGCCGGGUCUGAGUCCGGUCUGGAUCCUCUGGUUCAGGUCCUGGAGGUUCUGAUAACCAGCGAGCUCAACAUGAACCAGGCCGCACCAGCUUUACCUCCUAAACCUGUGAAGUCUUCGGCUCCGGCUCCUUCCACCAGUUUCAACAACAGCAUGGUUCUGCAGGACGCCGAGUGGUACUGGGGAGACAUUUCCAGGGAGGAGGUGAACGAGAAGCUGAGGGACACGGCCGAUGGUACGUUUCUGGUCCGAGAUGCCUCCACCAAGAUGCACGGAGAUUACACUCUGACUCUGAGGAAAGGAGGCAACAACAAGCUGAUAAAGAUCUUCCAUCGGGAGGGGAAGUACGGCUUCUCCGACCCCCUGACCUUCAGCUCGGUGGUGGAGCUGAUCAACCAUUACAGACACGAGUCUCUGGCCCAGUACAACCCCAAACUGGACGUCAAGCUGCUUUACCCGGUCUCCAAGCACCAGCAGGAUCAGGUGGUGAAGGAGGACAGCAUCGAGGCGGUGGGGAAGAAGCUGCACGAGUAUCACCUGCAGUACCAGGAGAAGAACCGAGAGUACGACAGGCUGUACGAGGAGUACACCAGAACAUCGCAGGAGAUCCAGAUGAAGAGGACGGCCAUCGAGGCGUUCAACGAGACCAUAAAGAUCUUCGAGGAGCAGUGUCAGACUCAGGAGCGCUUCAGCAAAGAGUACAUCGAGAAGUUUCGCCGGGAGGGAAACGACAAGGAGAUCCAGAGGAUCAUGGAGAACUACGACAAGCUCAAGUCCCGCAUCAGCGAGAUCGUGGACAGCAAGCGCCACCUGGAGGUGGACCUGAAGAAGCAGGCGGCCGACUACCGAGAGAUCGACAAGAAGAUGAACAGCAUCAAACCGGACCUGAUCCAGCUCCGCAAGACCAGGGACCAGUACCUAAUGUGGCUGACUCAGAAAGGAGUUCGGCAGAGGAGGCUGAACGAGUGGCUCGGCCUGAAGAACGAAACCACAGAGGACGAGUACAGCAUGGUGGAGGAUGAGGAGGACCUUCCUCAUCACGACGAGCGUCUGUGGCGCCUCGGAAACAUCAACCGCAGCCAGGCGGAGUCUCUGCUGCGAGGGAAGAGGGACGGCACCUUCCUGGUCCGGGACAGCAGCAAGCCGGGCUGCUACGCCUGCUCCGUGGUGGUGGAUGGCGAGGUGAAGCACUGCGUCAUCAACAAGACGAGCACAGGCUACGGCUUCGCCGAGCCCUACAACCUGUACGGCUCGCUGAAGGAGCUGGUGCUGCACUACCAGCACACGUCGCUGGUCCAGCACAAUGACUCGCUCAACGUCACGCUGGCCUUCCCCGUCUACAGCCAGCAGAGACGGUGACCCGCCCCCCGACAUCGUUUACACGCCCCCCUCCCCGCCUCUCCUCAUUUCCCUCUUCAGACACAGAUCAGGAACACGAGGAACACGUUACAGACGUGCCCGUAUCACACUUUCCCUUCUGUCAGCAUGCUCAAGGUGCUGCGGGCUGUUUGUCUGUUGCGUAUCGAUGUCACCGAGGAACAGAAGCGAGGCAGGGCCGCCGUGUUUCAGCUGACGGUGUUUCACGAGCGGUGUGAGGGUGGGCGGGGCUGCUGUCGCUUAGACCUGGUGUGAUUAAAAUUUACAGACUUGAUGAUUUAUUCAGUAUGACCCAAAAUGAGCAGUUGACAGAGGUCAUUGGUCCCUCAGACUUCUGUAGGACUGGAAGUAUUUUUGGCGCCCUCUGGUGGCGUAGAAUGCAGGUGAAGGCGUUUCCUGACUGUGACCCUGCAGCUGCGCCCAUGUUUCCCUGCCUGUGUUUAGUUUUUAACUUUGUGCAACAGUUUCCUGUCAUUCGUGCACACUCACACGU
Molecule: messenger RNA, 3119 nt
Organism: Pelmatolapia mariae (spotted tilapia)
Lineage: Eukaryota; Metazoa; Chordata; Actinopteri; Cichliformes; Cichlidae
Product: phosphatidylinositol 3-kinase regulatory subunit alpha-like
Exons: 17
Coding region: 455-2608 (717 amino acids)
Biological process (GO): insulin receptor signaling pathway; phosphatidylinositol phosphate biosynthetic process
Cellular component (GO): phosphatidylinositol 3-kinase complex
Molecular function (GO): 1-phosphatidylinositol-3-kinase regulator activity; protein binding
Source: RefSeq, a predicted model, not a curated record